UUGGUUGUUCAUGUCAAGUUACCUUAAGGAUGAAUUCACACAAAAUGAAUUAAUAACGAGUUAUUAAAUCAUAACUCCUCUGUGUGACUUAGUAACUCAUACACAUGACAGUGAUUUGUAUGAGACAUAGUGACUUGUGUGAGACAUAGUGAUUUGUAUGAGACAUAGUGACUUGUAUGAGACAUAGUGAUUUGUAUGAGCCAUAGUGAUUUGUAUGAGACAUAUUGAUUUGUAUGAGUCAUAGUGAUUUGUAUGAGCCAUAGUGAUUUGUAUGAGACAUGGUGAUUUGUAUGAGCCAUAGUGAUUUGUAUAAGACAUAAUGAUUUAUAUGAAAUAGUAAGGCAUACGUACGAGUUAAAUGGUCGCACUUUCAUGUUGAAUGCAUUUGGUUCUUUAUUUUCUGAUUAAAUAUCAAGUUCCUGUUCAUAAUAAUCUAAAACAGAAGUUCUGAUUGGCGGAUAUUUCUGAUACAAUUAGCGGUUUAUAUAGUGCGUAUAAAGCUAAAACCGCCGUAAAAUUCGAUAAAGGACGAUAUAUAUGACAAGGUGAGCGCAGGUAAAAGGUAGAUAAAGAGGACAGUGUACUUGUGUUGGCCUGGAUUUUAGCCUAGCUGUUUAACCGACUUCUCGUAACGUAAACAUAGUAUAUUUGAAACCCGUUGGGAUCGCACAGCGGAUACAUGAAAAGACCUCAGGUUACUGAGGUCCGAAGUCUGGCAGGUUACUGAGGUCCGAAGUCUGGCAUGUUACUGAGGUCCGAAGUCUGGCAGGUUUCUGAGGUCCGAAGUCUGGCAGGUUACUGAGGUCCGAAGUCUGGCAGGUUACUGAGGUCCGAAGUCUGGCAGGUUACUGAGGUCCGAGGUCCGAAGUCUGGCAGGUUACUGAGGUCCGAAGUCUGGCAUGUUACUGAGGUCCGAAGUCUGGCAGGUUUCUGAGGUCCGAAGUCUGGCAUGUAAUUCAGUGUACAUUGAUUUAUCUGGGUUUUCAUAAUGACUACCGGGUUUGAAAACACGAUUGUAACCCGUAUAUGAAGCGUAGAAAAAUGUCGGCAUUUGAUUAUUCGUUCCAACAAAAAGACAUUGGAUUAAAGACACAGGGCUUAAUAACACUUCGUGAAGAGAACGCUUUGAAUUUCGUACUGGAAAGGAAUUGUUCACCACUCAGCGGAAUAAAUCAAUCCACACCGGCAGACGCACUGACAUCUGUAAAACGUGACGCAACCGAAGGAUCGCUGUUGGUACGAAAAAUGAGCAGCCCUAGUCUACAGUCCGGUUUGCAACAGCAGACGACAUUGGAAACUUAUAAAGUGCAAAUGGGGGACAGGAUGAAGAAUCUUAAUUUAAAUGUUACCGCAGACAAUUUUUUGUUAGGGACGAUGGAUGCGCUGUCAUAUACAGAAGAAGGUAGCGCACCACCAGGGGACCCCGAAUCGUGCGGACCUCCGACAGCUUUCGCUGAUGCAGAAAACAACAGGAGCGAGCCAGGAAUUAGUGGAAAUAGUGACUACACCUAUGGCUAUGAGGAGUUGUGUAGCCCACAGAAAAAGUCCAGAACGAACUCCCGCACCUCAAGGCCACCUUUGUUACCCCCGUGCCGAGUGUGUGGUGACCGGGCCUCUGGUUAUCAUUAUGGAGUGAAUACAUGUGAAGCUUGCAAGGGAUUUUUCCGUCGGAGUAUUUGCAAGACAGAACCGUACGUGUGUACAGGUUCGGGAGACUGUAAAACAGUGGGUGGGAAAAGAACAGCAUGCUCACAUUGUCGUUUCAAGCGCUGUAUUGAAGUUGGCAUGUCAAAAAAUGCCAUCAAAACUGGCAGAUACACACACGAACUGCGGUCAAAGAACAUUUUAGAAGUGAAACGGCUACAAAAGCAGGGAAGUGAUGAGAGUCCCGAUUGGACUUCCGUGGACUCGUUCAACAGCGAUACAUAUUAUAUGGAAUACAAGAAUGACCUUCUCCGGAAGUCGCUGUUAGAAGAAACUUUGAGAGUGCUUGUUACCGGACAGAAAAUGUUGUAUGAAUUUCUAGAUGACUAUUACAAUGACGAUCUCAUUCGGGAAAGACAGUUAUCAGUAUAUACAAGAUACAUGUGCAGAAAAGAGAGACUACUUUCACAAACCGAAAACCUCUCCAGACAGUCUGAACAACUCGACACAGUCACACAACGCAUCCAUACACCGUCAGAAUGCCUUACCACAGAUACACGUCUCACUACACAGACAGAGCAACCGCCCGCACGAAAUGACCAACAUACCUCACAAGAAGGGCAUCUCAACGUACAAACUUCACAAACGGAACUCACCAUACAUUCUCCCGCCAAAAUCCAAAUGGAACUUCCUCCAGAUUUAAGUGGAAGCAUUAAAAACAUCCAAAAUGAAGACCUCACUUUAAGUGCUAAAAACCUUGAGAAUCUGACAGCUCGGGAAGAAAGUGUUGUUGCUGACACCGCACAUGAUGUUAACAGAUUACGGGUACAAUCAAACGAGAGCAUUACUAACACCGGAAAUGAUAUGACAAGAAUAAAGUCCGAUAAAUCCGUGUUACCGUUAACGGAGAACAUAAGGGCGGAAGUAAUGACAAAAAUUAUAAAUGACCUUGAACAAGGUGUGCAAGGAAUGUUAGCAUUCGCCAAGAGUUUACCCGGUUUUGCAGAACUCCCUUCUCAGGAUCAAGUUUCAUUAGUAAAAGCCGCACGUUUUGAUAUUUGGUAUAUUGGACAUAUACGUUGCUUUAAUGUAGAGUUACGGGUUGGGGCCUGUGAGUGGCAAUUCCAUGCUGAAGAACUAGCCCAGGUAUGGGGUGACUCGAUGGUAGACCUGGCCUUCACGCUAUCUCGUGUUGCUCAAACUCUAGACUUAACUAAAGACGAGACGGCCGCUCUCCGUGCUGUAUGCCUUACUUUUCCAGAUCGGUGUAUGGACUUGCAACAACGAAAUGAUGUAGAGCAAAUGCACACACAUAUGCUGGACGUGUUCAGAUAUGUCUCCUGUAAGAGACAUAACGACUACAAUAAAUGGUUCCCUAAAGUCGUCAACUUUCUAAUGCUUCUACGCGAGUUUGGUAUAAAGUUCGAAGCUGUGUCUUCAAAGCUGACGCUUGACUGGGAUGUAUUGAAAGACAAUCCUGUGUUAUUGUCCGUAUUUCUAAGUUAACUAUAAUUACGAUGAUAUAGCCGAAUGUUUAGCGAGUUUAAAGGAUGACUUUGCAUACACUAUUACUUGCAAGCUGCAGUGUGUCCAUCUUUCGGCAGAAGAGUUAAUCAAUUAAGGAAAAACUGUAACUAUGUCAAUGCCUGUACUUGUUAGUAUCAGCAACUUGAGUCUUUAAAGUGAAAUAUACAGUGAAUGCGUAUGUCGGAUAAAUAGAACAUACUAGUAAAACAAAAACAUGGCCUGACUGAAUCUGAUAGAAGGAAACGUACUGACACUCUGUAUUCAGUGGCACCUUGUGACAGCCUACAUUCAAGUGACUGUGAUGACCAACGUUCGAGGGAGUGUAACGGCUUUACAUAGUGAAGGUCUGUACAGUAGAAUGAAACACGUUACAUGUUGACACACAGUAUCUAAAAGACAGAGGCAGUGUUUCUAUCCGAUUGUUUAUAAGUUACGCACAAAACUGGGACAACUUCGAUAUUUUACGUGGCUAGCUAUUUCUCCAAACUUUGACGAUAUUGUAUUACUGUCUCACGAAAAACAAUGUGCCGGAUAUUUGUUUUAUUUACUCCGAAACAAUAGAAAGAUUUUUUUUGCAGAUCGACAGUAAAAGGCCAGUAUUUUUUAUAGAAAUAGUACAAAUAUUUAACAUUUGUGAUAUUGGAAUAAAAACGAGGUAUAACAAAUCCUAUGACGGACAAACUUACAUGUACUGUAUUGGAGACAGUUACUCAGGGAGUUGAAAAUGUACCAAAGUGACUUAGUAUAACCUGUUCAAACAAAUGAUUGUUUUAAAAUGAUGCCAAGUCAAGAGAAACUUAUUAUGCCAAAAUAAUGUUCUGCCGACGAUGCAUAUUUCCAAAACUGUUGACCAGAUUUUCAUGUAUAUUGUCAUGGAAACAUUUGUUAAUUUUUGCAGUAUGUGAUAUUUAAAUUGUUGCUUAAAACGUUCCAUUUAUUAACAUGGUAACACAUUCCUUAAAAUUGAUAAAUAUAUAUUUAUAGAAAAA
Mercenaria mercenaria is the source of this 4160-nucleotide messenger RNA. Its product is annotated as bile acid receptor-like. Lineage: Eukaryota; Metazoa; Mollusca; Bivalvia; Venerida; Veneridae. Gene Ontology annotation, biological process: regulation of DNA-templated transcription. The transcript has 10 exons. Bases 1027 to 3150 code for a protein of 707 amino acids. The record is from RefSeq and is a predicted model, not a curated record. Gene Ontology annotation, molecular function: sequence-specific DNA binding; zinc ion binding; DNA-binding transcription factor activity.